Molecule: messenger RNA, 4323 nt
Organism: Anopheles moucheti
Lineage: Eukaryota; Metazoa; Arthropoda; Insecta; Diptera; Culicidae
Exons: 3
Coding region: 1-3351 (1116 amino acids)
Source: RefSeq, a predicted model, not a curated record
AUGAUUCCACAUCGAACUGUUUGGCGGGAUCGAUCUCAACGCGCCGUACUCAAGUGUAAACGACGUUCGAUGACAUUUGGUGUUGCACUGCUGCUGUUGGCAGCAUUGGCUCUAAUCAACCUGUCUGGGGCAGAGGCUGCAGACAAGAUGGCAGAUAUACCGAGCAGUGAAGAAGCGACCGUAGAUGGAGAGCAAUUGAUGCCACAGGCACUCUCGCUGACAACACUGCUCUCGGAGGAUCCAACUGCUGAAGCAUUGCAACCGGGCCACACCGAUGCAUCACUGCAGCCCCUGUCAGAGCACAACGCUUCACCGGACGCACCGGGCGCGGAUGGACGACGGCGGCGUCGGUUGGGCAGAAAGCGAAAGCGUCGUCCACUGCAGGACGACUAUUGGCCACCGGCAGCACCGGAAGAUAACGAUACGGAGUCGAACGGUUUCGCCCCGACUGCAGCCUCCGGGCGUGUAUCGGAUCGAAAACGUUUACCGUACGCCGGAGCGGCCGCCUCCCGCUGGGAAGAACCGGUCCAGCGGGCGGCACUCGCUCGACCAGCCAUGCGAUCGAAUGCGAACCAUCACCAGCGACCGGGCGAUUGGAUGCACAACCCGUACACCGAUGCGAUUAACGUGGAACAACCGCCGGCUACGGUAAGACGGCUCCCAGGUGGACAAUCCGCCUCAUCGGCACCGGCACCGGGAAAUUUGUCACCUAUUGAUCCGAAUAGGUCGCGACGAAUUGCCGGCGGGCGCCCGACGGAACAGCCACCGACCAAUGGCAAAGCUUACCGGAAGCCAUACUCACAGGCACGGCGUACCGAGGAACCUUCUUCACCCGGUGACGCCGGGGGUUCGGGUGAGACCGGCAAGGUUCCCGUAUCGGCAACCGAUCUUAAGGCGCUGCUAAAGCAAUCCGAUGGCCUUAGCCUGAGCGAGAUACUGCAGCAGCGCAACAUUUCCCUGCAGGAUCUCAUCAAAGGCAAACAGAUGGCACUGGCCGCACUGACGCAGAGCCCGCUGGACGCAACAACAACGAUGACAACGAUGGGAGACGAAUCGUCGACGACCCUGUCGCCGACACUUUCGAGCGUACGGUUUCGGGUGCACAGCGAUGACAGCGUUGCCGGGUGGACAGAAGCUUCCGGCGAUACGAGUACCGCAACGACACCGACGACAAGUACGGUGAUACCAGCGAACGACUUGCUAACGACUUCCGGCUUUAACGGUCAUCUACCGAGUGCGGUGGAGGAUGAAUCUAACAAUGCGGUCGGUGACGAUAUUGGCCAUGGGGUCGGGAACAUUUUCCCAACCGUUGAAAUUAAACAGCUUGCUCUCAACCCGGUACUUCCCAUGCACAAGGACGAACAGCGCAUCCGUCCGAUAAAGGGCGUCGCCUCUCGGAUACGGCCCGACCUGAGCAACACACACAUCCGGACAGAACCGGGCCAGGUAGCGCCGAGAGUCCGUUUACCCGUAGCGACCACAACCACCGGCAGUCCAACGGUUGGUCCAACGAAUCCUUCCCUGCUGCUGAUGACAUCAACCACAAGGGAAAGGUGGACACCGUCCGCCGCACUUGCCGGACAGCGCCAGAAGUUCCAAACCACGGGAAAGCAGUUCCACCCCGGAAGGUAUGGCUUCGGCACGACGUUACCCUCAGGAUUUAGCUCAACCGCAUCGGAGGGUGAUAAUUCUCCGCUAGCGCUCACGACGACACCGGUUGGCACCACGACCGAACCGCCGUCGGCUAAAAAGCUCAUAGGCUUCAAACUUAGCUCAGCCGAAGCCACCUCCAUCCUGCCGGAAGCGGAAGCGAUGGUGGAAUUAUCGCCCGAGCGUCAGCUUCAUCAGCAUCUGCUGCGCGUACCGAAGCUGAAGCCCAGAAUUGCCAUCAAACCGAAGCUAACGAACGUAGUGCCACCGACAUUGCCUGCCGAAGCACCAUCCACUACCGUGCCACCAUCGUCGCCUCCGAGCAGGGCUACAGAAAAGGAUCGGUUUAAUCUGUCCGACGUUGAGCUGGGCGAGGACAGUACCGGGGAGGGAUCCGCUACCACGCCCAGCAGCAAGCAGGGCCGUCAGCAGCGUUUGAACGAUGAUCUGGACGAUAGCGAAGAGCCAGGUUUGAACAUUAUCGAGAAGUUUACCUCGUUUGCGGAUUCUGCGAUACCCGCGACACAGGAAGAACGCGACUCCGAACAAGCCGCGGUGGCCGAUUUGAUUGGACGCAUCAGCGAACACACGCAGCGCUCGUUUACGGACAGCUUGGAGGACCUCUACCGCGACGUCACGGAGAGUAAUCCGUCGCUCUUUAACGAUCUCUCGCCCAUUGCGAGUGCGGACGAUCGGCGCGAACUUCUCGAACUGAUGGAGGAUCGCCGAAUCGGAUCGCGUCUUGCCAAGGUGCUGUCGCAGCGUAACAUGACCCUGGAGCAGCUACUAGAGCAUCGACGCCGCGGUUCCAGCCAGCUCCAUCUGGCGGAAAUAGCGAACGGCAAGGUGAAACCGAUCGACGACAAGAUCGACAUUGUGACAGCGUUCGAACACUUCCCGCGCUUCAACAUCGGCAAUCUGCGCAGCAUCCGGCCCGAUGACAUCAAGCUGGACUCGCAAGGUUUCAGCUACUUUACCUCCAUCAUCAACAUCCGGCCGUCGGAUGAGGCGUACAAGGAGGCGCGUGCACUGCAAGAUCGACACCGCUCCAGGCGACCGGGGGCCACUCCGGGCAAUCAUCGCGGCGAUGCUCAUUUUUUAGUGAAAGGCGGAUCGAAGGAUAGGCUGCUCGUGCCUUCGAGAAUGUCCGCCGGUAUGGAACACGCGUACGGCAGCAACAGCGAAAACUAUGAUCAUCAGGAAGACCACCGUAACGAUGUGGGGGAUCUGCUCGACCUGGAACUGUCCGGGCAUGGGUUUCAGCAUCACCGCAGUGCAUCGGUAACGAUCGAAAGCACCUCGAUGCCGGUCGGUGUGCGGUCGGCCAUCGUUGCCAGCGCGGCGAUCGUGGGCGUUUCGCUCGUGAUCUUCAUCGCCAUAUUCGUGGCCUGUCGGUUGCGGCAGCGACGCCGCCAGAAGCUUAAUUACACCGAAAACUUCAACAUGGCCAAGGGUCGUCUGCCGAUUCUUCAUGGAAGCGAUCAGGAAACGGUGCGCAAGAGUUGUACCCCGUCGGUGUCGGGACGAUCGAGCAGCUUGGGCGAGCAGGUCGUGUACACUACCCAUCGAGCACUGGCCGGUACCAGUGGAAGUACGGCGGGAACGGCAACGACGACAACGGCCAGCAGACAGCGGGCGAUGAUGGAUCCCAAUUCGGUUGAGGUGCAGGAUUAUCUUUGGGACCGGAAACCAUUCCAGUAAGCGAUCGAACGAAAACAGGGUGUGUGUGUCAGGGUGCUUGGAGUCUAUUCGACGGUUGUGAUAAAAUGGGUUUCUUUAUCUAACUGCUAGAUUGAUCCUAUCCAACCGUGCGACCGGGCUGCAGGACCUGUGCAGCAGUAACAUCAGUUCUCCAGCCUGAACAAACCAUCCCAUCCCAUUCCCCCCAUAUCCCGAUCGAUUCUUCGAUUGGUACGAGAACCAAGGAUGAACCGCGAACUCGUGAAACGAUGUGUUAAAUGACAACGGAGUGUGAAGGCACUAACACAUCAGAUACGACCGGGACAAACCACAGGACAAGGAAUAACGUGAUAGGAAGUCAGUUGCGAGAAGAGUUUGAGCUUCAUCGUGUGUGUGUGUUGUGAAGAAAAGUUGCACUCGGUGCAAGAAAACUAACACUGCAUCGUUUUUAUUCUCUAACGAACUGGCAGCUCGUCCGCACCGGAAGUUUUAAUCAACCGCCUGUACCAAACAAUGGGCCAACGAGUGUCCCGGGUGUUUGACUGCUUCGGAUUCGGAGACUUGUAAGGGGCCAAAAAGGACCGAUAGAUAUUGUUACGAAACUCCGUUAAACAUGAACAAAAAAGAAAGAUUAGUUGUAAAAGAGAGAGGCAGUGAUGUACUAAAGACAAAAUUCAUCCUUCACACCUUAAUAUAAUAUAACUUGUAUAGCAAGAGACAGAGAGAAGUAGGAAGACACAAAGAUGUUGUAAGAUAGACAAAAAACCAAUGUGCAAUAUUACGUUCGAAGGGAGAAUAAUAAAAAAAAAUAAUGUUAAACAAAGUUGCGAUACGACGAACGAACGGUCUUAGCCGGUAGUUUAUAAUUUAUAAAUUAAAACCCUAAUCUUACAUUAAACUAGGUGAUUUAGUGUGUAUAAGCCUGUUUUCUUCGUCAAAAGACGGUAAGGGAAGAGGAAGACGUUAGCGUUCAGUAGCAGUUUCCAACGGAUA